Molecule: messenger RNA, 1008 nt
Organism: Tympanuchus pallidicinctus (lesser prairie-chicken)
Lineage: Eukaryota; Metazoa; Chordata; Aves; Galliformes; Phasianidae
Product: arf-GAP with Rho-GAP domain, ANK repeat and PH domain-containing protein 1-like
Exons: 9
Coding region: 234-1004 (256 amino acids)
Source: RefSeq, a predicted model, not a curated record
CCCUCCUCGCCCCCCCCCUGCCGGCUAAAAGACACCACGAAGGCAAAGCGGGGACCCCCGAGAGCCCCCCGGCUCUGCCCCCAAGGUCUGGGGAGCAGGAGGAAGGAGGCAGUGCCGCUGCCCCAUUGACCCCAUUGACCCCAUUGACCCCAUUGACCCCGCCGUGCGCCCCCCUGCACCCCACACCGCCUGAGUUCGAUGACUCCGACUACGAGGACAACAGCGGCCCCAUCAUGGCCCAGCAGGAGGCCAGCGAGGAGCAGGGCUGCAGUUUGAGCAGCGAGGAGGAACUGCUGGAGGGCGAGGAGACGCCUGGGGGCAGCAGCCCCACAGCUGGGAGCCCCGACCCCACAGCGCUGCUCUGCCCCCCCAGGUGGGCGGGGUGGCUGGACAAGAUGGCGCCCCAAGGGCACUACCUGUACCAGCGCCGCUGGGUCACCUUGGACUCCCAGUGCCUGCGUUACUUCGCCAGCGACAAGGACGUUUUCUCCAAGCGCUUCAUCCUCAUCUCCUCCAUCUCCCACGUGGCCGCCAUUGGGGAGCAGAAGUUCGAGGUGGUCACACAGAGCCGCCAUUUUGUCUUCCGCGCCGACAGCGACGCCGACCGCUCCCAAUGGCUGUGGGCGCUGCAAUCGGCCCUGGAGGAGCGGCAGGAACGAAUGGGGGAUCGAGCGGCCGACCCCAAUAACAACGACCCCAUAAGCGACCCCAUAAGCGACCCCAUAGGCGACCCCAUAGGCGACCCCGAAGGCGCCGAGGCCAAAUGCGGGCAGCUGGAGCUGCGCGGCUUCAAACAUGGCGUCUUCGUGGUGCUGCGCGGCGGCGCCCUGCUGCUGUACAGGAACAGGGAGGAGCAGCAGCAGGGGCUGGGCAUCACGCGCAUCCCCAUGGCGCUGGGCUCCGUGCGCGACGCAGAGCGGCGCAGCUUCCAGCUCCGCACCCCAUACGGCACCUUCAGGUCGGCUGCGGCACGGCGACAAAAGCAGCCCUGCAUUACCCCAUAGCUGC